Cannabis sativa is the source of this 537-nucleotide messenger RNA. RefSeq lists its product as uncharacterized. Lineage: Eukaryota; Viridiplantae; Streptophyta; Magnoliopsida; Rosales; Cannabaceae. The record is from RefSeq and is a predicted model, not a curated record. Bases 1 to 537 code for a protein of 178 amino acids. The transcript is spliced from 2 exons.
AUGGGGAAAUAUGUCUGGGCAAUUGCCACCAAAAAAGACAAUUUAUUUGUCAAAUGGAUCAAUGAAGUAUAUUUGAUGGGGAAGAAUUGGUGGGAGUACCAGCCACCAACCGAUUGCAGCUGGUACUGGAAGAGAAUUGUAGCAAUCAAGAACACCCUCACAACCAAGAUCGAUCAACAAACCUUUGCGGCUUUGAGAACAAAAGAGCAAAUACAAAAGUUCAAUCCCUUGGUAGAUGAGACUUGUUUAUUGUGUAGUAAUGGAUCCGAAACAUUGGAACACCUCUUCUUUACUUGUCAUUACAGCAACAUGUGUGUACAAGGCGUUAAAGAUUGGCUGGAAUGGAAAACAUCGACAAACAGUUUGCUGCAGCUAGCUAAAUGGACAGAUAAAUCGAAGUUAUCUGCAACCCGAAAGAGUAUUUUUCAUGUUGCUCUUGCUGCCACGGCUUACCAUAUAUGGAGGGUCCGAAAAAUGAUGCUCUUUGGAAUCAAAAGGUAUGGUGUAUCCGGAAUACUGUACAGAAAAUCAAAGUAG